AUGCCACCCAAGGGCAACAAGAAGAAAAAAGAGUCCAGGAAGUCUGCUAAGAAAGACAAAGACCCAGUUUACAAGUCUGGGGGCAAGGCCAAAAAGAAGACGUGGUCCAAAGGCAAAGUUUGGGGCAAGCUCAACAACCUCGUCCUAUUUGGCAAAGCUACUUACAACAAACUCUGUAAAGAAGUUCCCAAUUAUGAGCGUAAUAUUGCUGCUGUGGUCUCUGAGAGACUGAAGACCCGCGGUUCCCUGGCCAGGGCAGCCCUGCAGGAGCUCUUUAGUAAAGGACUUACCAAACUGAUUUCAAAUGAGCACAGAGCUCACAUGAUUUACACCAGAAAUACCAAGGGUGGAGAUGCCCACCCUGCUGGUGAAGAUGCAUGAACAGGUUCAACUCAACUGACUGUACAUUUGGAAAAAUA
Jaculus jaculus (lesser Egyptian jerboa) is the source of this 419-nucleotide messenger RNA. Its product is annotated as 40S ribosomal protein S25-like. Lineage: Eukaryota; Metazoa; Chordata; Mammalia; Rodentia; Dipodidae. The transcript has a single exon. The record is from RefSeq and is a predicted model, not a curated record. Gene Ontology annotation, molecular function: structural constituent of ribosome. Gene Ontology annotation, cellular component: cytosolic small ribosomal subunit. Bases 1 to 381 code for a protein of 126 amino acids.